AAUUUAAAUUGAUCAAUAUCAGUGAAUGAUCGUGGGAUUUCCAUCUGUAUUUCUUAAUCUGGUUGUUUUUUUACAUUCCCGCUAAAUACAGCCAUGAGUGUUCAUUACGAAGACAUACUUAAGAGAAUAUAUGGAUUUGGAACAUACCAAAUGCGUGUUAUGAUAUUGGUGUCAAUAAUGCAGAUAGUAAAUGCAUUUACGUCUUACAUUUCAAAUUUUAUUCUUGGAGAACACAGACACAAAUGUAGGAUUCCUGGAUUCAGCAACCAGACAUUUGAUGAUGAUGGCGCUACCUACAAUGUAACACAAUGUACAUACAGUAUGAAUUCGACAACACAUUCCUGCAAUAGCUGGGUGUACGAUCAAAGUGUUUACACUGAUACCCUUAUAUCGUCGUUUAAUAUGGUAUGUGACAGGAAGUUCUACCGCAGUCAUCUUGUUAUGGCACACCAUGUGGGGGCAUUUUCGGGAAUGAUUAUCACCACUUUGUUUGCUGACAUAUUUGGACGGAAACUGGUAUUUUGUUUAUCUAACAUUGGCUUAUUUGCUGCAAACAUUGCUCUACCAUGGGUACAGAACUAUUAUGUUAUAAUGUUCUUAAGAUAUUUGAACGGUCUUAGUGGAAUCGUUUCGUAUGUAUCUGGAUUCAUCUUAGUGAUAGAAAUGGUCAAACCAUCAAAAAGAAUGAUUGUGGGAUGUGCGAUUUCUUGGAUUUACAUGAGUGGUGCAUAUAUAUUGGAUUUGAUAGCAUACUUUGCUAGAGACUGGCAUGACUUAGUGUUAUAUACAUCAGCUCCUAUUGGAUUAAACUUACUGUCUUGGUUUGUUAUUCCGGAAUCUCCUAGAUGGUUAAUUGUAAAGAAAAAAUUAUCUAAAGCAGUCAAGAUGCUAAAUAAAAUGGCUGAUGUUAACGGAGCUAAAGUUCAAUAUGAUACUGACAGCAUAGCUUGUAUAAUAGAUAAGAAGCACCAAACCUCCUUCUCGAAAUCCGUGAAAAUUUUGAUUACAUCUAAACAAUUGUUUAUUCGAACAUGCAUUUUAUUAUUUAAUUGGUUUGCUGUGAAUUUAGCGUAUUAUGGUAUUACCAUGAAUGUCGGCAAGCUUGGAGGUGACGUUUACGUCAACGUGGCCAUUUCAGUCACCGUUGGUUUUCUUGGAGAGAUCGUCUGUUUGUUUGCUUCAUAUAAAAUUGGUCGGAACAGGCUGUACAUGUUUUAUAUGAUUGUUGGUGGAAUAGGUUGUUUGUUAACUUUAUUACCUUCAUUGUUUGGACAAAAAUCUUUGCAUUUCCUGUUAGUAGCAAUGUUUAUGCUUGGGAAGUUAACUUUUAAUGGAGCAUUUUUACUGUUAUAUCUUUACACUGCAGAGGUAGCUCCAACUGUUACCCGUGGAUUCUUUCUAAGCCUCUGUUCUGGAGCUGGUAAAAUUGGUUCCAUGUCAUCCUCUUAUAUUGGAGAUUUAGGGUUAUUGCUUGAUACGAAGUUUGGACGUGCCUUACCAAUUAUUAUAUUUGGUGCUGUAGGACUGACAGCUGGUAUUCUUUGUGUGUUUUUGCCUGAAACUAAGGAUACCAUCUUACCAGAUACUGUUGAAGAUGCUGCGAAGUUAGGAAGGGUUGUUGACAACAAUGAAGCCGAAGAAGAUCUAGAGGAAAGAUCACGCGAUGAUGACAACAAUGAUUUCAAGCUUCUUGAUAAAAAAAGAAACGAUGACAACAAAAUGUAACAGCAUACAGUGUAAACAGCAAUAAAACAUUUUUUUAAUAAAUAUAUACAU
Messenger RNA from Mytilus californianus (California mussel), 1776 nucleotides. RefSeq names its product solute carrier family 22 member 3-like. Gene Ontology annotation, molecular function: transmembrane transporter activity. Gene Ontology annotation, biological process: transmembrane transport. Lineage: Eukaryota; Metazoa; Mollusca; Bivalvia; Mytilida; Mytilidae. The transcript is spliced from 10 exons. The record is from RefSeq and is a predicted model, not a curated record. Gene Ontology annotation, cellular component: membrane. The coding region runs from base 94 to 1725 and encodes 543 amino acids.